Molecule: messenger RNA, 1488 nt
Organism: Aspergillus terreus NIH2624
Lineage: Eukaryota; Fungi; Ascomycota; Eurotiomycetes; Eurotiales; Aspergillaceae
Gene: zrfC
Product: putative ZIP Zinc transporter
Exons: 4
Coding region: 1-1488 (495 amino acids)
Biological process (GO): zinc ion transmembrane transport
Cellular component (GO): plasma membrane
Molecular function (GO): zinc ion transmembrane transporter activity
Source: RefSeq, a predicted model, not a curated record
AUGCAUAUGCAGAUGCAGACGCAGGGUGUGAUACUGGCGCUGCUCGCCGCGUCUGUAGCCCAGGCACAGACUUACAGUGGCUGUCAUACGCACGGCAACGUCGAAUACUGCUACGGCACUGACGGGAGUGAGACGCCUGUGAGUACGUAUGCGACGGCCACCUCAGCUCCGGCUACCACCACCGCAGCGGCGCAGGCGGCCGCUGUCACGGGGUGUCACAGUCACGGCGAUGAUGUCUACUGCAUUGACAGCGACGGACAUGAGGUGCAGGUGUCCUUGACGGCAACUCCCACGGGCGAGAUGCCAGCCCAGUACACGGAUUGCCACUCGCACGGCUCAGAGAGAUACUGUGUCGACCCCGACGGAAACGACGUGCAGAUCCUCGAAGAAGGCGAAUCUGGCCAGGGCUCCGACGAUACCAGCGAAGAGUCCAGCGGCGAACACGCCGGACAGAACUGCCACUUCCACGCGGGCGUUGAACACUGCGUAGGAGCCGGCGAGUCCGAAAGCGGCAGCUCGACCAAAUCCUGCGGCGUGCAGACCCGCGACUACGACAUCCCCCUGCGCAUCGGCACGCUGUUCGUGGUGCUGGUGACCAGCGCCAUCGGCGUCUUCCUGCCCAUGAUCGUCAUGAAGCUGCCCUUCCCGGCCUUCAACUCCAUCGGCUUCACCAUCAUCAAGCAGUUUGGCACGGGGAUUAUCAUAUCCACUGCCUUUGUCCAUCUCUACACCCACGCAAACCUCAUGUUCACCAAUGACUGCCUCGGCGAACUCGCCUACGAAGCCACCACCUCCGCCAUCGUCAUGGCCGGCAUCUUCCUCUCCUUCCUGACCGAGUACAUCGGCCACCGCGUGAUCCUCGCCCGCGGGCCCAAAGACCUCCCCACCACCACCACCCAUCCACCCGCCGUGCAAGACACCCCCAAAGACGGCGCCACCGCCGCCUCAGCCCUCGCCCACCUCGGCCACAACCACGGCUCCCCCUUCGACCCGACCAAGCCGAACACCAAGCUCUCCGUGCUGGUCAUGGAGGCCGGCGUGGUCUUCCACAGCAUCCUGAUCGGGCUGACGCUGGUCGUCGCGGGGGACUCGUUCUACCGCACGCUGCUGGUGGUGAUCGUGUUCCACCAGUUCUUUGAGGGGCUGGCGCUGGGUGCGCGCAUCGCGCUGCUGCCGGGGCGCAUCUUCCCGAGCAAGGCGGUCAUGGCGGGGAUUUUUGCGCUCAUCACGCCGGUGGGGAUGGCGAUUGGCAUGGGGGUGUUGAAUUCGUUUAAUGGGAAUGAGCGGGAUACGCUGAUUGCGCUGGGGACGCUGGAUGCGCUGUCUGCGGGCAUUCUGGCGUGGGUCGGGCUGGUGGAUAUGUGGGCGAGAGAUUGGGUGAUUGAGGGGGGCGAGCUGGUGGAUGCGUCGAUGGCGAGGGUGCUGACUGGAGGUGUGUCGUUGGUUGCUGGGAUGGUGCUGAUGGGGGUGUUGGGGAAGUGGGCUUAA